GGAGAGGGCGGGGCGACGCUCUGUCCCGCCCCGGGGGCGGGGCCGAGCCGGAGCCUGCGGAAGGUUAGACCCGGGGAAAUUGGCCUGCGACUCCCUCCCGCACCCCGCCUCUCCCCUUCCCCUUCGAGGACACCCGAUCCCCCUCCCGCUGCGCACCGCCGGCCGGAACGAGCCUCCUGGGCGCCCGGGUCCUCGGCCCCGCGCAGGUGCAGGUGCGGCGCCCACCGCUCUCCCACCGGGCGCAUCGCGCUGGGCGGCCAUGGCGCGAGGAGACAUCCCGCAGGACAGCUACCACCUGGUCGGGGUCAGCUUCUUUAUCCUUGGGCUGGGCACGCUCCUUCCCUGGAACUUCUUCAUCACGGCCAUCCCGUACUUCCAGGGGCGGCUGGCGGGGGCCAACAGCACCGUUGUGACCUGGAGCGCCAACCACACCGGCCCCGCAGACACCUUCAACUUCAACAACUGGGUGACGCUGCUGUCCCAGCUGCCCCUGCUGCUCUUCACGCUCCUCAACUCCUUCCUGUACCAGUGCAUCCCUGAGACGGUGCGGAUUCUGGGCAGCCUGCUGGUCAUCCUGCUGCUCUUUGCCCUGACGGCGGCGUUGGUCAAGGUGGACAUGACACCCGGACCCUUCUUCUCCAUCACCAUGGCCUCUGUCUGGUUCAUCAACUCCUUCUGCGCAGUUCUGCAGGGCAGCCUCUUUGGACAGCUGGGCACCAUGCCUUCUACCUACAGCAGCCUCUUCCUCAGCGGCCAGGGCCUGGCUGGGAUCUUCGCUGCUCUUGCCAUGCUCAUGUCCAUGGCCAGUGGCGUGGAUGCCCAGACCUCUGCCCUGGGGUACUUCAUCACACCCUGCGUGGGCAUCUUCGUGUCCAUCGUGUGUUACCUGAGCCUGCCCUACAUGGAGCUGGCCCGCUACUACCUGGCCAGGAAACCAUCGCUGGCACAAGGUCAGGAGCUGGAGACUAAAGCUGAGCUCCUGCAGUCUGAUGAGAAGAACGGGAUUCCCAACAGCCCUCAGAAGGCGGCCCUGACUCUGGAACUUGACCCUGAGAAGGAGCCAGAGCUGGAGCCGGAGGAACCCCAGAAGCCAGGAAAACCUUCAGUUUUCAUUGUCUUCCGAAAGAUCUGGCUGACGGCGCUGUGCCUUGUGUUGGUCUUCACAGUCACCCUGUCUGUCUUCCCCGCCAUCACAGCCAUGGUGACCAGCUCCACCAGUCCCGGGAAGUGGAGUCAGUUCUUCAACCCCAUCUGCUGCUUCCUUCUCUUCAACAUCAUGGACUGCCUGGGGCGGAGCCUGACCUCGUACUUCCUGUGGCCGGACCAGGACAGCCGGCUGCUGCCCCUGCUGGUCUGCCUGCGCGUCCUGUUCAUUCCGCUCUUCAUGCUGUGCCACGUGCCCCAGAGGUCCCGGCUGCCCACCCUCUUCCCACAGGACGCCUACUUCAUCACCUUCAUGAUGGUCUUUGCUGUUUCCAACGGUUACCUGGUGUCCCUCACCAUGUGCCUGGCGCCCAGGCAGGUGCUGCCACACGAGAGGGAGGUGGCCGGCGCCCUCAUGACCUUCUUCCUGGCCCUGGGGCUGUCCUGCGGAGCCUCCCUCUCCUUCCUCUUCAAGGCGCUGCUCUGAAGGCUGCGUGGAGGGCCUCCCAGCAGCUCUCUUCUCGCUGCCCCUUCGGAGCCCAGACCCAGGGCAGAGGAGUGGC
Molecule: messenger RNA, 1706 nt
Organism: Eptesicus fuscus (big brown bat)
Lineage: Eukaryota; Metazoa; Chordata; Mammalia; Chiroptera; Vespertilionidae
Gene: SLC29A2
Product: solute carrier family 29 member 2
Exons: 12
Coding region: 260-1630 (456 amino acids)
Biological process (GO): adenine transport; guanine transport; uridine transmembrane transport
Cellular component (GO): basolateral plasma membrane; plasma membrane
Molecular function (GO): nucleoside transmembrane transporter activity
Source: RefSeq, a predicted model, not a curated record